GUGUCUCCUGGUCACCUUAGGGAAAAGUACAGCUCGUGUGCUACAGUAUUUGUAGACAGCACUAUUUCUCAGUCUGAUUUGAAAAUCACCUUGCAGUGCCUGGCACUAGCAAUAUAUUACCACAUAAAGAAGAGAGAUGCAAAUAGAUCCAAGGACAUUUUUGAUGAGAGACUCCAUCCUGUCACAGAAGAAAAGGUUCCUGAGGAAUUCUUUCAUCAUAAUCCUGAUCCCGAAUCAAUUUACAGAUUUAUUCGACCUUUCUUCAUUGCCUUUAAGGCAACAGGAGGAUAUACCAUAACAACAUUGGUUUACAUAGAAAGACUUUUAUCUUAUGCUGAAAUCGACAUUUGCCCAUCUAACUGGAAACGCAUUGUUUUGGGAGCGAUUAUUCUGACAUACAAGUAUCUGCACGAUGAGGCUAUGUGGAAUUUUCACUUCUUCUCAUUGCUAAGGGGCAUUACAAUCAAGAACUUAAAUGAGUUGGAAAGGCAAUACCUAUGUCUACUGCGGUUUCGUCUGUAUGUUUCUACCAGUGUCUAUGCCCAAUACUAUUUUGACCUUCGGUCCUUAGCAAGUGACCAUGGAUUGUUGCCUAUUGCAUUGACUCCUCUUCAAAAAGAACGAGCACUGAACCUAGAGGCCAUUGCCAGAUAUUGUGAAAACAAAAACCUGUGCAGGGUGGCCAUAAAAAAAUCUGGCAGCUGUGCUAACCUUACUGAUGUGCAGCGUGCCCAUGCCAUCUUAUCUUAA
Myotis lucifugus (little brown bat) is the source of this 750-nucleotide messenger RNA. RefSeq names its product cyclin-Y-like protein 1. The annotation marks the transcript as partial. Gene Ontology annotation, biological process: regulation of canonical Wnt signaling pathway; regulation of cyclin-dependent protein serine/threonine kinase activity. Gene Ontology annotation, cellular component: plasma membrane. The record is from RefSeq and is a predicted model, not a curated record. Lineage: Eukaryota; Metazoa; Chordata; Mammalia; Chiroptera; Vespertilionidae. Gene Ontology annotation, molecular function: cyclin-dependent protein serine/threonine kinase activator activity; protein kinase binding. The transcript has 7 exons.